Fraxinus pennsylvanica is the source of this 1800-nucleotide messenger RNA. NCBI's taxonomy places the organism in Eukaryota, Viridiplantae, Streptophyta, Magnoliopsida, Lamiales, Oleaceae. The record is from the annotation of a GenBank genome assembly.
AUGGAAUCUCAAUUGCACGCGCAUCAUGGCAAUGAAGAAGAGCCAGGACAUGCGGGGUUACGCUCUGAUGUUGAGGGAGAAGGUGAAGGCGAGCACCAUCAUGGAGAAAAGAAAUCGGUUCUGGAGAAGGUGAAAGAUAAGGCGAAGAAAAUAAAAAACACGAUUAAGAAGCACGGACAUGGACAUGAACAUAAUUCUGAAGAAGAGGAGGAAGAGGAGGAAGACGAAGGAGUCCAUGGUGCCCCGAUGCAUGAAUCAUCAGUCACUAGGAUUACAAAUCCUGGACAAGGGAGCGCUCCAGGGCAAACCGGUGUCAAUUUGGAAAAACAGACUGACACGCGCGAGGAUCGGUUUGAUACAAAUGUAAGGGAUGAGGGAAUAACCAGGCCUUCUGUGCCAGGUGGAAUACGGGACAACACGGGGAGGACAACAGCCAUGGAGAUGGAUGAGGCAAUGAAUAGGCCUUCUGCCAUGGGCGGAAUACAGAACGAGGCAAUAACUAGGCCUUCUGUACCGGGUGGAAUGCGGGACGACAUGGGGAGUGCCUUUGGUAAGGUUGAUGAUUCCCCUGUUAUGGGCAGGGAAGAAGCAGAUGUGGGGCAAACGAGGGUUAAAGUUGGACAGCCAGUAGGGUUGGAGGAGGAUCCUCAUUCUCCAAAGAACAUUCCUGGAGCAAUUCCACCUUCAAAUUAUCAGUCCAAAGUGGCUGAUCAAACAGGCACUGGAUGUAAGGAAGCAGAUGAUGCUACACUUGUUCAUCAAUUGGACAAGAUGAAUGUUUACGACCCGAAAUCAAAACCAGAAUCAGAACAGAGAUUGUAUACAGGGAGCCAUAACGAGUUUGCUCCUCAGCCAACACCAGCUAUAGACCAGUCUACUCCACAAUCGAAUACAAUUAGAGCAGAAACAGGUUCAGAGAAUCCUGAAUCAACUCUGAAAAGUUUAGAUCCUAUCAAAACGGAGGACAAGCCACGAGACAGUGUGACUGGAAAAUUAUCAUAUGCAACCUCUGCAAUUGCUGAUAAGGCCAUCUCUGCCAAGAAUGUGGUGGCUUCGAAGCUCGGUUACGGUGGACAUGAGGAAGGCAGUGAUUCUCAGAAGCUGCUCGCAUCAGAGACCACGAAGCCAGUAUCUGAAACAGCAUCAGAAUAUGCGCGUAGUGUUACAACGACCGUGACAGAGAAAUUGGCACCAGUUUAUCACAAAGUGGCGGAUGCUUCCAGCACGGCGAUAUCAAAAGUUCAGGGCGGUGGUAUUCAGGAUGAAGGCGGAGAUAGAGCAGCCCACUUAAGGAAUGAGGGUGCAGCCACUAAAGGAACUGAUAAGGGCCUUUCUGUAAAGGACUACUUGGCAGAGAAAUUUAGGCCUGGUGAUGAAGAUAAGGCAUUGUCAGAGGCUAUAUCGAGUGCACUCCAUAAGAAGAAGGGUGAAACUGGGAGGACAGGGGAGGGGAAGCCAAUUGGGAAGGUGACUGAAUCGGAGCAAGUAGCAAGGAGUUUAAGUACUGGUACUGAAAAUAAAAGAGAAGGCGAAGAUGCACUGAGUGCUGGGAAUGAAAGCAAAGGAUCAGGCAUGGUUGAUAAAUUCAAAGAUGCUGUAGGGUCUUGGCUUGGCAAAAGUUCUGGAAUGCAAACUGCUAAGGAUUCACUUGGCCAAUCCCAUGUGAGUGAUUUGGGUUCGGCUCCAACUAGAGGCAAUGAGCACGGCCAGGAAGUUUCGGGGGGGUCGGCUCCAACUCAAGGCGAUGAGAACCACAAGGAAGUUUCAGGGCAGCAGCAGCUGCAGGAAUCGAGCAACUGA